Messenger RNA from Fomitiporia mediterranea MF3/22, 1597 nucleotides. Its product is annotated as cora-domain-containing protein. Gene Ontology annotation, molecular function: magnesium ion transmembrane transporter activity. The coding region runs from base 94 to 1455 and encodes 453 amino acids. The record is from RefSeq and is a predicted model, not a curated record. Lineage: Eukaryota; Fungi; Basidiomycota; Agaricomycetes; Hymenochaetales; Hymenochaetaceae. Gene Ontology annotation, biological process: mitochondrial magnesium ion transmembrane transport. Gene Ontology annotation, cellular component: mitochondrial inner membrane. The transcript is spliced from 15 exons.
AUCACUGUUGCUGCGGUUUUGAGUUGUGCAGACAAGACGCAUCGCUGAAAGCGGAUGCUAAAAAGUCGGUUUGCGUGGCGGAAGAACCAUGUGAUGAAUCUCGUCCACAAUGCUCGACCACAGCGACGAUUAGCACCAUAUAUUUCUCGUCGGUCAUUGACUUGCUUCGGAAACUCCCUUCGAGCUAUUGUGGGUCCGCUCAAAAUUAGGACUCCGUCUAUUACUUCACGGCGUGAAGACCGCUUGGUUCACGUUAAUCAUGUCCAAUCGCGGCAGAUGUCAUGGCUCGGUAGGCUGUUGCGCACUCGCCGUGAUUCCGAAGCUUUCGCGGCAGUGUCUGAUGGGCAGGACGAGGCAGCAAGAUCGGCGAUUCUGGAGAAGGUCAUGAAAGGUCGACAGCCUUCGGACCUCAUGCUCCGCUGUACAAUUCUGAAUUCCCAGGGCGAUGUAAAAACGAUUUCUGGUCAAUUUAAACGCCAAGAGCUAUGUUUAGAACAUAAACUAAAUCCCCGCGAUCUUCGCAAGAUUGAUUCUAGGAUCCCUAACCUUGUACCUACAAUUUUUGCACGGAAAGAGGCAAUUUUGAUCAAUAUUCUUCAUAUACGCGCUCUUGUCAAAGCAGACACUGUGGUACUGUUUGAUACUUAUGGCUCUGCAGACUCACGACUUCACUCGAUUUUUGUUUAUCAUUUGGAGCACAACCUCAAGGCGAAGGGGACGGGAUUACCUUAUGAAUUCCGGGCACUGGAGUCGAUCUUGCUUUCUGUUUUGAGUGCUUUGGAAGCUGAAAUGGUCUUUAUGCGCAAUCUCAUUGGUGGAAUACUAGCUGAGCUGGAAGAUGACAUCGAUCGUGACAAGUUCAAAAGGCUUCUACACUAUUCACGCCGGCUCACUGCUUUUCAGAAUCGUGCCAAAUUAGUUCAAGAAGCACUAGAGGAAGUUUUGGAGCAAGAUGAGGAUUUGGCGGCUAUGUACUUGACUGACAAGAAGAACAACCACCCGAGAAGUGCGGAUGAUCAUGAAGAUCUCGAGGUUUUAUUGGAAUCGUUCUCCAAACAGGUCGAAGAAAUCGUCAAUGAAGCAGAUACUAUAUCAUCUAACGUACAAUCUACUCAAGAAAUCGUAGAGCUUAUUCUUGAUUCUAAUCGCAAUGCGUUACUUGCACUGGACCUUAAAGUUUCUAUUGGAACGCUGGGCAUCGGGACGGGUGCUCUCAUCGCUGGUCUGUUUGGAAUGAAUCUGCAAAGCCAUUUGGAAGAGAGUCAUUGGGCAUUUGUCGGAAUGUCUGCAUUUGCAACGUCUGUCUCCCUAUUGAUUGCAUGGCUAGGCUUACGAAGGCUCGCCAAAAUCCGAAAAGUUGGAUUAUCGUCCAGUGCCAACGGUCGACGCAGCAUCAACAGAAGACCAUGGCUUCCCCUUCCUCUUCGCAAGCGAGGUCUAGACGAUUGGACGUGACCCCAUCUCUGAUUAAUACCGAGGCAUCGUCGUAAUUAGCACAUUCAUAUCUCGCUGAAUUGGACUAUGUCGGAUCGAUCCCUUUUAGACGAUGCUAAACAAUUUCUGUUACAUACGAAGAUCUAACCUCAAUGCACUUCUC